Adineta steineri is the source of this 2607-nucleotide messenger RNA. Lineage: Eukaryota; Metazoa; Rotifera; Eurotatoria; Adinetida; Adinetidae. The record is from the annotation of a GenBank genome assembly.
AUGUCAGACUUAAUUGGUGAAAAUCAUAAAGUUUCAUCUCUUUCCAAAGAUAUUGAUUCACUAUUAGAUGAAUGUGAUACACCAUCAUCAUCUAUUGAUGAUCUUUUAUUUGAUAUUCCAACAUUAACAUCACUUCCUAGUCUUGAUAGUAUUCUUAAUGAACAAGAUCCAGCAUUAGAUACUAUAUCUUUAUCGUCAUCAACACAAAAUCAAACUCUUCAACAAUAUGAUGAAAAUUCUACACAUAAUUUAUCACAUCUUCAUUCACCUCAACCAUCAUCAAUAUCAUUUGAUUCUAUAUUUGAUCUACAGAAUCAACCACUUGAUAAUUAUAUACUUAAAAUUCAUCAUCAACAACAAGAUGCAGCAAGUACCGAUGAAUCAUCUGUUGAAAUUCCUAAACAUAAACAAAUUCAUCAUGGUUCAUUAUUAAAAAUUAAUGAAUUACAUAUUAUAUCAAAUCAAUUAGCACUUUGUAUUGAACGUACAAAUUAUGGUAAUCCAACAACUAUUGAUAUUCUUGUCAAUCGUUUAAUUGCUAUUGGUACAACAAAAAGUGUCAUACUUUUAUUUGAACAACGUACACAAACAUUAAAACAUUGUUUAAAUAGUGAUAUAUCAAAUGGAGCUGUAUCAGCAUUAAAUUUUAAUAGUGAUGCAACACGUUUAUUAGUUGGUUAUGCACGUGGACGUAUACAAAUGUAUGAUUGUACAAAUGGUAAACUUUUACGCAAUAUAAGUAGUGAUAUUCAUGCACCUGAUACAGCAAUAUUAACUAUAAAAUUUACUCAUGAUCCAACAGCAGCUUUAUUUAGUGAUAGUGGUGGAAGUGUUUAUGUUUUACAAUUUACACGACAUAUAAAACGUGAUUAUCAAUCAAAAUGUCUUUUUUCUGGUAGUCGUGGUGAAGUAUGUACAAUUGAACCACUGUUAUUCUAUCAUCAACAAGAUUUAUUAACAACAAAUACAAAUGAAAAAUUAGAACAACAUCCAUUAAAAUCUAUGUAUAUAGUUGCAUUAGCUACAUUUACAAAAGUUUUCUUAUUAGCAUUAAAAUCACAAAAUAAUGUCAAAAUUUUACAUGUACAACGUUUAGUUGGCAGUAGUACAACAUUACCAAUACUUAAAUGGCAAUUUAUUAUUGUUAAAAUUAGUGAUGAAAUUAAUUGUAUUAAUCCAGUUCUUGCAGCGGCUAGAGAUAGACAAUGUACAUUUUUUCAAAUACAACAUGUACGCGAUGAUGAAAUACAUAUAACUCAAUUGAAACAGAUUACAGUUGAAUAUAAUAUUAAAUCAUUCUGUUGGUUAAAUGCAAGAACUUUUAUAUUAUUCGAUAUGUCAGAACGUGCACAUGUUAUUGAUCAACGUUCUGAAGAACAAUUAGAAUGUUUAUCUUUAUCUUAUUGUGAACUUAUUUAUAAUACAAUAUUUUUUAAAUCAGUAGCAACUGGUGGUAAUGUUUCAUCUGCAUUAGCAUUAGCUGGUCAAAAUGCUUGUUAUCAAACAUUAAUAUCAAAUCAAGGUUGUAUUUUUUUACUUGGUGUUCAUACAUUAUACGAAAUUCAUUUACGUGAUUGGUCUGAACGUAUUGAUUAUUAUAUUGAAAAUGGUAGAAAUCAAUAUGAACAAGCUUUAGAACUUGCCUAUUCAAUGUUAGUUGGAAAAGCAAAAGGAUUAACUGGUUUACCAAUUGAUCCAAUAAAACGUCGUCAAUGUAUAUCUGAUCGAAUGGUAUCAUUACUUCAUUCUUAUUUAAAAUAUUCACUUAAUUAUGAAUGUCCACAAUCUGGUAAAAUUGAAUUACUUAAACAACAUUAUCGAAAUGUUUUACCACGUUCAAUUGAUUAUUGUUUAUUAAUUGAUCGUUUAGAUUUAUUAUUUGGUCUUAUUUAUGAUCUUUUUUCAAAAGAUUCAAUAGCACAUGGAAUUUAUUUACAAUGUUUAGAACCAUAUAUAUUAACAAAUCGUUUUGAUACAAUAUCACCAAUUGUUUUAAAAGAUUUUAUUAAUUAUUAUAUUGAAAAUAAUCAUUUAAAUCAAUUAGAAAAUUGUUUAAAUCGUCUUGAUGUAUCAUGUCUUGAUUUAGAUCAAGUUAUACAAUUAACAAGAAAACAUGAACUUUAUAUGACAUUAUUACAUAUAUAUAGUGAAGCAUUUAAAGAUUUUACAACGAUUUUAAAAGAAAUUAUUGAAAAACUUGAAGAUGAUUAUAAUCAACAUAAUGGUACUCAUUUCAGUCAAAAAAUGACUUUAAUCGGUAAUCAAGCUCUUGUUUUUAUUCAGACAACAUUAGUUGGUGAUAUAUAUCCAUAUGGCGGACGUCUUUCAUCGGAUUUAGCUAAUUUUGGACGUAAUCAAAUUAUUGAUUUUCUUUCCUAUUUACAUCCACGUCGUACAGGUGGUUUAUUAUAUACAAAUUUACGAGCAUUUCUUCAUUUCAAUACGCGAGAUUUCUUUAAUUUAUUAACUAUGGCAUUUGAUAAUGAAGAAUUUUUACAUGAUGUUGAUACAGUAAAACGUCGAGCGUUUUGUGAUAUAUUACUUCGUGUUAUGACAAUUAGCGAAAGUUGGUCAACAACAUGUAUUUGUUCAAGGAAUGUUAUUUGA